Molecule: messenger RNA, 973 nt
Organism: Mangifera indica (mango)
Lineage: Eukaryota; Viridiplantae; Streptophyta; Magnoliopsida; Sapindales; Anacardiaceae
Product: MADS-box protein EJ2-like
Exons: 7
Coding region: 141-716 (191 amino acids)
Biological process (GO): positive regulation of transcription by RNA polymerase II
Cellular component (GO): nucleus
Molecular function (GO): protein dimerization activity; DNA-binding transcription factor activity, RNA polymerase II-specific; RNA polymerase II cis-regulatory region sequence-specific DNA binding
Source: RefSeq, a predicted model, not a curated record
CAAGAGCCACGUGUCAAACAUACACUUUUAGACUCACAUAACUCAUUACUGCUUUGCGCUUUUAAAGCAAAUCCAAACAGAAAACCUAAUUUCUCCCUCUUGGUCCUUUUGAUUCAGAAAUAGGGGUGAAUUGAGUCCAAAUGGGCCGAAAGAAGGUGCAACUGAAGCGAAUUGAAAACAAGAGCAGUCGUCAAGUAACCUUUUCAAAAAGGCGAAGCGGAUUGAUCAAGAAGGCUCGAGAACUCUCCGUCCUCUGCGACGUUGAUGUUGCUCUCAUCAUCUUUUCCAGCCGCGGCAAGCUCUACGAGUUCUGUAGCACCGACAGCAAGGCCAACAUUUUUGAGCGCUAUCAAAGUCACUCUGGAGAAGAAGCUCUUGCUUCCAAGGGUGAAAAUGCAGAGGUCUCUAAUCCUGAAUAUGCAAGUAUUUAUUCACAUGCUGAACUGCUGCAAAUAGUUCAAAGGCAACUUGAGGGACCAAAGUUGGAGCAGUUGACUGUGACUGAUAUUGUGCAUCUGGAAAAGCAAUUUAAUGCUAAAAUAUCACAAAUUAGAGCUAGGAAGACAGAAUUGAUAAUGGAUACCAUAAUGACCCUCCAAGAUAAGGAAAAGAAGCAGAGAGAAGAAAAUACACUUCUGAGAAGAGAGAUUGCAGAACUAGAGAAGGAGAAUGAUAGAACAGCCAGAGCGAUGGCAACCCUGCAUUUACUUCGAUAAUAGCUUGAAGAACAUCCUUGCACGUGUGCUCACAAGGUGGUGGUGCUUCAAGUUGGCUGAGGGACAGUGUGGAAGAUGCUGAAACUCAGGAGCAAAAAUCUAGCUAUUGGCUUAUUGUAUAAGUUCAGCUGAUGGACAAUGUUGUAUAUAUACAUAUAUAUAUAUAUAUAUAUAUAUAUAUAUGUAUGUAUGUAGGUAUGUGUUUGUGAGCAAUAAUGGGGUAAGGCUUCGUAUAUGACGCAUUCGGUUUGGAACAA